Molecule: messenger RNA, 3299 nt
Organism: Juglans regia (Persian walnut)
Lineage: Eukaryota; Viridiplantae; Streptophyta; Magnoliopsida; Fagales; Juglandaceae
Product: potassium channel AKT1-like
Exons: 11
Coding region: 26-2632 (868 amino acids)
Biological process (GO): potassium ion transport; transmembrane transport
Cellular component (GO): membrane
Molecular function (GO): protein binding; voltage-gated potassium channel activity
Source: RefSeq, a predicted model, not a curated record
UGUUCUUCAUUGGCGACGGGCGUGCAUGAUCAAGUUAUCAACAAUGGAGCCUUCGAUGAACAGGUCUUUCCGGUUUCAAUGCUCGGUAGAAGAAAUUACUGAAAGUCACGAUCCGAUCUCCACGGUGAUUUUGCCAUCUCUUGGAGCAAGAAGUAGUCAGAGAGCCAUGCUCAGGAGGUUAAUUAUAUCGCCCUAUGACCCCCGUUACAGGAUAUGGCAAAAUUUUCUCCUUGUUCUGGUCAUCUACACUGCUUGGGUAUCGCCAUUUGAAUUCGGCUUCCUUGAGAAACCACAGAGACCACUCUCCAUUUUUGAUAAUGUUGUCAAUGGAUUCUUUGCUUUGGAUAUCAUUAUUACCUUUUUUGUAGCGUACAUUGAUAGAACACUCUACCUACUCGUUCAUGAUCCAAUGAAGAUAGCAGGGAAAUAUGCACGUUCCUGGUUGGCAUUUGAUGUCAUAUCCACAAUCCCUUCGGAGCUUGCUCAGAUGAUUGCUCCUUCACAUUUCAGGUCAUAUGGCUUAUUGAGCAUGCUUCGCCUUUGGCGUCUCCGUAAUGUUAGUGCCUUUUUUUCCAGAUUGGAAAAAGAUACGGCCUACAGUUACUUUUGCGUUCGAUGUGCAAAACUUAUUUGUGUUCUCCUUUUGGCGGUUCAUUAUGCUGGUUGUUUCUAUUAUUAUCUAGCAGCAAAUUUUCAUGACCCCAAGAGGACAUGGAUUGGAGCGUCAAUGAAUAAUUUCCUUGAACAGAGCUUGUGGCUCCGCUACAUGGCUACUAUAAGAACCGUUGGCUUUGGUGACUUGCACCCUGUGAAUGCAUGGGAGAUACUCUUUGACAUCUUCCAUAUGCUUUUCAAAUUAGGAUUUGCAGCAUAUGUGAUUGAAAAUAUGACAAACUUGGUUGCCCGUGCGUCCAGUCCGACCAAAAAGUUUAGAGAUACCAUCCAAUCUGCCUCUAGUUUUGCCCAGAGGAACCGGCUGCCGGUUCGCUUGCAAGAUCAGAUGUUAUCACAUUUACGUUUGAAGUUUAGAACAGACUCAGAGGGGCUCCAGCAGCAAGAGACCCUUGAUUCCCUUCCUAAAGCCAUCCGUUCAAGCAUUUCUCAUUAUCUUUUCUACUCUCUUGUGGAUAAGGUGUAUCUGUUUCAAGGGGUUUCAAACGACUUGCUUUUUCAGUUGGUAUCAGAGAUGAAAGCUGAGUAUUUUCCUCCAAAGGAAGAUGUGAUCUUGCAGAAUGAGGCACCCACAGACUUCUACAUCCUUGUCAAUGGAGCAGUGGAUCUAUUGGUCCAGAAAUAUGGAGUCGAACAGGUUGUAGGAGAGGCAAAAACUGGUAAUGUCUGUGGAGAGAUUGGAGUACUUUGUUACAGGCCACAACUAUUUACAGUGCGGACCAAAAGAUUGAGCCAGCUACUGCGAGUGAACCGUACCACAUUCUUAAAUAUUGUUCAGUCCAAUGUUGGAGAUGGGAACAUAAUCAUGAAUAACCUGCUUCAGCAUUUGAAAGACCUUAAUGACCCAUUAAUGUCAGAAGUUCUGGUGGAGACUGAGAACAUGCUAGCUCAUGGCAGAAUGGACCUACCUCUUAGUCUAUGCUUUGCAGCUCUAAGGGGGGAUGACUUGUUGUUGCAUCAGUUGUUGAAACGGGGUCUUGAUCCAAAUGAAUCGGACAACAAUGGCAGGAGCGCUCUGCAUAUAGCAGCUUCCAAAGGAAGUGAGAAUUGUGUGCUUCUACUACUUGAUUAUGGAGCAGAUCCUAACAGUAGAGACUCUGACGGGAAUGUGCCACUAUGGGAAGCAGUGCUGGCUGGUCAUGAAUCUGCGAUCAAGGUGCUACUAGACAGUGGUGCAAAUUUACACCGCGGAGACAUUGGUCAAUUUGCAUGCACUGCUGCUGAGCAAAACAACUUGGCAUUGCUCAAGGAAAUAAUUCGUUAUGGAGGAGAUGUCACACUUCCUAAAAACAAUGGAACCACAGCUCUUCAUGUUGCAGUUUGUGAAGGCAACAUUGAAAUAGUCCAAUUCCUUCUGCAUGAAGGCGCUGAUAUUGACAAGCCAGACCCUGAUGGUUGGACCCCAAGGGAUCUUGCCUACCAACAAGGACAUGAAGACAUUAAAAUCCUUUUCCAAUCUGCUAAAGAACCCAGAAUUCCUGAGCGGAAAAAUGGCACUUCUUUCCAUAGGCGAUUUACGAGUGAGCCAGCAAUCCGUCCAUCCCAGGAGGGCUCAUUCACAGGUACAACAGAUGGAUCGUGGAGCCAAUCCCGUCCAAGGCGCAGGGCUAAUAAGUUCCACAACUCACUAUUUGGUAUAAUGUCCUCUGCCCACAAUGGGGAGAAUGACUUUCUAUUCUCUGUUAACAUGAUGAGAAAUGGUAAGGACCGUGGAGAAUCUGGAGAUAACCCUGCUAGAGUGACAAUUAGUUGUCCAGAAAAGGGAGAAGUAGCUGGAAAGCUCAUGCUACUUCCAGGGAGUUUUCAGGAGCUACUUGAGAUAGGUGCUAAGAAAUUCGGGGUCUCACCGAGUAAAGUACUUAGCAAAGAUGGAGCUGAAAUUGAUGAUAUAGAUGUUAUAAGAGAUGGUGAUCAUCUUAUUUUAGUCAGUUAUAUUGGAACUGAAAAAUCUAAUAGCUAAAACUCUCUCGGGCUGUGCUGCGCAUCAGCCGCACAACGUAGCACACCGCCCAAAUUUUUUUUUUUUUUUUUUUUUUUCACUCAUUGCACUAGGUGUGCUCCGGCUUCCAACAGUAGGCUUACAUUUAUAUUUUCUCAAACUCUCAAAUAGAUGAGUUUCUCUUGUACAUCUGUAGACUCCUAUCGUACAGGUUGUACAUUUCAGAGCCUCUUUUAUCUCCAGAUCGUACAUCGGAUCGUACAGAUCAUCAUACCUGAGCCCUUGGAAGUACAAUAUCAUCACCCCCUCAACCAUCAGAAACCCUAAUAUUACACGCAUACACAACCUAUGCAUAGACUAUAGUUAGAGAAGAGAGCGACAUUGGAGGUCCUAACCGUAAUUGCCGAGGCGAUUGGAGAGGCCUUGCAUGUGUUGCUUGGCGAACCAGUUCUUGUUCGGAUUGAGCAAAGAUUGCAACCACGAUGACGACGCCAUUGCCACCACGAUCUGUCUUCAGAAAUGAGACCGAUCUUCUUCAGGCUUAGCCAGUUUAACCUACGACUUGGGCUGGGUUUCGCUGUGUUGGAAAGAAAGGUGUAACUUGGGCUCGGUCUUGAGCUCGCUUUUGUUAUCUUUGCUGGGCCAUGCCCAUUACCCAACAAAUUACGCAAAAUGUGAUAUCAGUGUA